UGGCGUAGCGGCGCUGCUAUCGAAGUUGCGGGUGGCCGAAAGCAGUUAUCGGGCACUUUGUUGAGCGUCUUUAUUUUUGCCAGCGAUCGUAGGGAAUGUCACAAGCCUUAGCAAAUACAGUAUGCAGUUGACGAAAUGGCCUCGACGCCCGAACAAGUUGUCUGCACACCGACUUUUGUGUUUCCAGCCGCUUUCCCAGAAACAUACGGCAAAUUGCUGAUUGCCGAAGCGAGCAGCUGUUACGGAUUCGACCCUCGACAGCACCUGGCCAACUUUCACGCCACUGCCCCUGCAGCAGCCAGCAGUGUGCCCCAACCAGUGGUGCAAAACUCUGAGGAGGCUGCUCACCAGGGUCUCAAGGCAGUCAAGUCACAGCCGCGCAGCUCCCUGACGACGCUCAAGAUUCCGCAGGUGCCAGCAAGUGACUUUGGCCGCAGCCUGGGGUCAGCUCCGGUUGCCUUCCCAGGCAUUGAGCCACACAAGGCGGCGGCUGCACCUGCCCAGAAAGUGGAAGCAUCAGUGGCUUCCGAGAGCCCCAAAGGGGACAAACUGUGGCCCUGCCCAUCUUGCAAGGUGCCUUUCAAGGCAGCCUCUGAGCUGCAGCAGCAUUUAGGCCAGCACACACGCUCAGAGCGAGCCGUUGGGGCAGUGCCCUGUGAGGUGUGUGGAAAGUUGUUUGCUUCAGCCGAGCGAGUCCGAGCUCACGUGCGGGCAGCUCACGGUGAGAAGGCCUGCGCCUGUGACAUCUGUGGCAGCGGCUUCAGCUACCGGUGCAAGUUGCUGGAUCACAUGCGGACGCACACGGGUGACAAGCCGUUCCGGUGCGAGGUGUGUGGAAAGAGCUUCUCGCAGAAGAACCACCUGACACGCCAUGCCAUGAUCCACACGGGUGAGCGGCCGUUCCCGUGCGACUUCUGUGGGCGGGGCUUCUACCGCAAGGACAAGCUGGCCCGGCACCGGCGUGUGCACACAGGUGAGCGCCCCCACGUUUGCCUAGCGUGCGGCAAGAGCUACGGCCGCCGGGAGAAGCUGGCGCGCCACCUGCGAGCUCAUGCGGGCGAGCGGCCCUUCGGCUGCUCCCAGUGCGGCCGCCGGUUCCUCGAGCCCCGGGACUUGAGCCGACACAAAUGCGCCGCCCCCCCUUGUUCCAGUGGGCAGCAGCACCAGCAGCAGCAGCAGCAGCAGCAGCCAGCCGAGAGCCUCCUGCUCCUCGCCGGGGGUGGCCCCCUCGCGGGGCUCUACCAGCGGCUCCAGCAGCAAGGCGCCACCAGCACCACCGCCAAUGCCCCCCCAGCUGGGCAGCCCCAACCAGACAACCCCUUUCGGCCCCGGCAGCUUCAAACCUGACUGGCAGCCGCCUACCAGUCUGGCCAGUCCCCGCCACUGACUGUGAGAGUGCCGCCCGCAUCUGCUGCAGCUCGGAAAUUAUUUUCCCGUACUAGCCGGACUUGUGUGUCUUUGGGCACUGGAGGGUGUCACUCUGUGCCUGCACUUUGUAGGUGCGACCGCCCCGUACCCCACAGGGCAGGGCUUAUCACUAGCUGACCUCUUGCAGCCAUUGCAAUUCUGUAUGUGUUUUGCUCAAGUUUUGUUUCCUAGAAGAGAUGUAUGCAUGAGCAGAGGAUGAAUUGUUGUGUGCUGUGAGAAUUACAUCCUUUAAUGGAGUGAUACACGUGUGGAAAUGUAUGCAGAAUUGAAUGCCCAGGUUUUUAUUUUCUGCUUUUAUCCUUUUAGCUUUUUAUUGUCACGCCUUUGUAAAAAAAGAAUCACCUAGUAGGUAUAUGUCCUCUUGUGUGUAGUUGUAAUGCUCAAUUUUUUAAUUUUUUUUGUAUGUGUAGUGUUCAUCUCCUGGUACUGUUCUUUGUUAAAGUCAGUACGUCAGGUAACUGUAUGGAUGGAUCAUUAGACAAACAUACUCAUACGUAGAAGAUGCACCAAUUUUAAUUUCCUGCCUUUUCCAUUCUGCACGUUUGAGUGUGCAUUUGUGUGUGUGUGUAAAAAUUUUAAUAUGAUCACCAUGCAGGAAUGUAGUCACUGGCCCUGUAGGGAGCAUCGUCAUCUACUUAAUUCACUAAAAUGUUUAUGUACAGGAUGAUUGUGCUAGUUUUCUUUGCUUCCUCGGCCUCCACCCCCAUAAAAGCACAAGAUACAUCUCGGACUGUACAAGUCUGAAAGCUGUGGUGCAAGUUUUUAGUUUGCUGUAGUGGUCGUGCAUGAAUCCAGCAGUUAGUCGAAUUACUUUCUUAGUUUUAACAUUGUCGUGGAGUGGCACUGAUACAUGACCCCUUUCUGUUUCCUGCCAUGUCUGCUCGGCGAAUUCUGUCGCGCUUGCUCCCACAUGGAAGAGAAUGUAGAACACAGUCACGGCAUGGCUUCAAUGCAUAGUGACAUGCACUAUGCUCUUUGCUUAGCUGGUGCGGAAGGCAAUGAAAAAAGAUAACAUGCAGCGUAGCAUUGAAGCUGCUGACAGUUAUCCUAAAGUGUUGGUCAAGAAAGUGUGGCUUGUGAGGACUGGCUCGUGUAGUGUAACGGAGGCAUAAGUGUCUGCCCUGUCAUUUUCUUUAUUAUUAUCAUGUGCUGUAAGCAAAAACAACUUUAUGUAUGUUGACCACAUUGAUGUUAUAGCUUCUUUUUUCAUAUUUCUUGUACAAAGACAGGAGACACAAGGUGAAGCAGUUUCUGAAAGAUGGAUGUUUCCAUGAAUUGGUGAAGCUUGCAUGGGUAGAAAUGAUGCUGAAAAGGAACAGCACCCUUCAAAAUCACUCUUAAAGUCACUCACCAACACUUUUAUUGCGAUAGCAAUUAUAUGGACACUCCAAAGCAGAUUUCUGCCGUCGCCGUGAGGUUCCGUAUGACGUCAACGGCAAUGAAAUUGUCGCCGCGCUCCGGACGCUGUAUGUGCGAGUGAAAGGGCGCAAGGGACGCGCACUUUCACGGGGAGCGAACGCACGUCGGAGAGCAAACGCGCGUUCUGCGCCGUGCUCCCUGAAGGGCUGCAGAAUUAAGCGUCUCUUUCCUCCUUUCCGUAUAUAGAGAGCAAGUGCAACUUAUUCCAUCGCACGAAAGGCUGUAGGGGGACGGGAGAGAGAGAGGGAGGAAGGGGAGGCGAGGUUUAGCUGCGGCACCAAAUACGUAUUUAUAUAAAAACGCCGCGCGCGUCGACAACAGUUGUGCGCGUUGCUGGUGCUGCUGCAUGUCCAAGUUUAUACAGCUGAUAAAACUCUAUCGUUACUCUGUAUAGCUCUCUACUAAUUUGCUAUUGCAAUUGGUGCUUCGCCUUUUGGGGGAAACUGCGACAAAUUUUUUAGGUGGUGUUAAUUAUAGCCCAAAUCAGACUUGUUGCAUAACAUCUGCUACACUGUUGCCACAUGGUAACAACAGCCAUGUGAAGUAAGCUGAUUGGAUUGAGCUGUAGUGGCUAUCUUUGACAGCAAGAAUGAACACUUACUGAAUGCUUACAAAGGACAGGGUGGGUGCACAGAAAGUGUAAAGCCUCACUAAAAAAGGUAUGCCUGGGCAUGCGCCAUGCAGUUUAUGUGAGCCAAUUUCAGGUUCUGUUCUCGCACACCUGCUUGUCCAUGCACUCCCUAUAAUUUAGGUAAUCCCUAUAAUUUGGAGGACUUGGUGUCAGGGCAGCCACCCUGUCAAGCUACUGAUCUCAGUAGCUUUUUGUGGCUACUCCUUCUUUGUAUAUUUUUGUUCAAGGAGAAUAAAUUCAAGGUUGGCUCCUGUGAUACACACGACGAGGGUUAGUUUUUGGCCACCUGCCUCAGCCAGCUUUUUAACUGCCCGCUAAGAAAAGAGGAACGGUUGCCUGUGGAAGCAGCUUAUGUUCUCUGCAACAUUCAAAGACUUCAUAAAUCUGUGGAAAAAGCACCAGUAGUAGUGUCCUAGCCACAACUCCCUCUAGACAGUUUCUUCUUUGUGGAAGUGUUUUCAUGCACAUACAACAAAUUUGGAAGUCCUAGAGUGUGUAGCGUGGUUGAUCAAGAUUUAUUAGGAAUAUUAGUGGUAGGCUCUGGGUUUAACCAGCAAUGCAUUAGUUGAUGUUGGCUGUUAUUAACAGCACUGCUGAAGCCAUUGUGCAGUGGUGUAGUCAAUACCACUGUCUUAGGUUCUCAGGCAGAUUAAAGUUAUAAGUAAACUUUCAUAUUGGCACUGUGAUUCCCCCCUCCCCUCCAAAAAAUAAAAGGACAAGCUAAAUUUGUGUUGGGAGAGUGCCUAUAACUAUGUUGCCAAUGUUCUUGCAAGGCAAAAAACAAUGGCAGACUGGCAUUUGUUCAAUUUGAAUGGAAUUAAAAGAACACUGCUAGGGUGCAGGCUGUGCAAAGAGUUGUCGUGGGUAUUUUGGCUCGCUGUCUUGUUUAUAAAAAAAAGCCUUGUGUAGACAGGAGUAGAUGGUUUGACAUUUACUCUUGGUGCAUAGUGUGUCUGGUGCAAGCAUCAUGCGGCUACUUGUCACAAACUUUAUUGCUAUAGCCAAAAAGCAUCUUGUCUGCUUGUUGUAUACCAAGAUGCACAUGCAUGAUUAGUUUCUGUCAGAGCUGUUAAUAUUAGACAGUUUUAGUUUAGCGUGGUUACCGGAAUAGCGGGAUUGAAAUGCGCAGAACGCUAAACGACGCAUACUGUUUACCGUGCGCACGCUAUUUCUCAGAGUUAACGUUAGCGUGGUUUACGUAGUUUACGUAAAACAUGGCGGCGGUCCCGGUCGCCCGCUUCGAACUGAAUUUGGCAUUGUUUUUGUAGAAUUCACUUCGUUUGUAGCAAAUGACUGCGUAAACGGCUUUUGCCUAGUCUCAUGCCACUUUGCCGAGAGAGUGUUAUGGCUAAUCUUGAGGAAUUUUCGAGAUCGCUUCUUGUUUCGAACGCGCCUAAGCCUAACGAGAGAAAUUUUCUCCGAGAUGCGAGCGCCACCUGUCGGUAAAGUUGGGAGACAGGCGCGACGAUGGCAUAUGGCCUCUGAGAUGGGAACAUUUCGGAGGCUAUGGUAGACAGCUUGUACUGCUUGUCUGUUUCGCUGCAGAUCGGCGAACGUGGGAAGUAAAAAUACAACGCGCUCCUGGCUUCCAUUGCGCUGCCUCUCGCACUUUCCGGACGCACACACACAUAGACUUAGGUGCCCUAUGUAUGCGGAAUUCAAAGCGUAAUGGAAUAGCGUCCCGCACGUAAACUACGCUAUCACGCUAUACUAAAACUCUCUUUCUCCAAAGUUCGUUUGCGGAACGGUAACGCUAUUUCCCUUAACCCCGCUAUUACGCUAACUUUAAACUAAAACUGUAUUAUUGGUGGAGUGGUAUUGGAAUCUUCAGGGGAUCACCAGUGAAAAUCACCCAUCAGCACUGUUUGUCAGAUUUUCUGUUUGCGCAGGUAGCUUUUAUUUGACACGAAUGAGUCAGCUUGUGCUUACCUAAACAUCUCUUUCCUGCGUAAAGCUUAGCAGCAGUACUGAUCAGUCACAUAGCAGAGCUGAUAUUCAUUAGCUAGGUAUGCCUGCAUAGAAAAGUUUGCAGAGUAUGGCAUAGGCAAAAAACUGAAUUUCUACACAAACUAAGUGAAUACCUUGGCAUUUAAUAGGGCCCUGCAGUGUUUGUAUACAGCAAAGGUAGCACUUGUCAUCUCCAGGUAGUGUGCCAAGGUGUUGAGAAAAAUCAUGUCCUAUGUUAUGCCUGUAACUUUCGACUGCAGGUGUGUCUUGCAUUUUCAUGGACAAACUGUUCACUUAUUCUGUCAUUUCAUUUUGCACCUACUGCUGAAGACAAGCUGUUAAAGUGCGAUAUUGUGCCACCGUCCUUAGGCUUGCAUCUGUGUGGACUUUGGGUCCAUACAAUACAAUUGCCUUCCUGAACUUGCUACUUGAGGUGAUAUACCUUCUGUCAGUGUUGCAGCAUUCAAUGCCAUUUGCCUUGAAUGAGUGCAGGCAUAAUGAAAAACUUUGUCUGUUUUAGCUGCUGUGUGUGCCAGUACUGUUCUAAUGCAAAGUUGUACAACCUGUGUGGGGCAUAAAUGUCCUUUCCCUCAAGUGCUGGGAAAUAGCUACACAUGCACUUUUUUUUAUUACUCAAGUGGCUACUGCUGUGGUGGCUUCAUGGCUAAGGCAUUCUGCUGCUGGCGACAAAGUUGCAAGUUCGCUUUUGGGAAGUCGUGACUGUAUUUUGGUGUGGUGGGGAUAUGGAAGUAUGCUUGAGGAGGUGUGCUUUAAAGUGCGCCUUAAAAUAACCCCAGAUGGUCAAAAUUAAUAUUGAGUGCCCCUACUGCGGUAUCUCUGAUAGUCCAGAUGUUGCUUUGUGACUAUACAUUGAAAAAUGUGACCAAGGAAGAAUUUUUUGCACUUUGGACUUGGUGAACACCAUUAUCCAUAGAAUUGAGUAGAAUUAUGGUGGAGUGUUGCACAAAUGCACAAAGUGUGUAAUGAACCACAAUGGUGCUGUACGUAGUACAGAAAAUUCGGCUGACUUGCAAUGUCUGUACUUCACAGCAAUCCUUGCACUUGUGGGAAAGGUUGUGUGGGCCUUGCACAAACAGUGUUAGACGUUGCAUUAACACAUUAACAUGUUUCAAAAACCAUUCAACAUUGCUGACAAAUUGCAGAUACCUUGUUUUUCUUCUUCGCAUUCUCUGCUGGCCAGUCCGCCAAAGAUGGACCACUACAAAGGUGCUUGCACUAUUGCAGAGGAGAAUUGUGCCAAACGUUUGUUAUGGCUGGUGUUUGUGCGAUACACAUGGUUUUCUAGUGUGUUGCCUUCUUGCUACUUCUUUCUACUAUGUAGGCACUGCCUUGUUAGGCUGUUUUAGUUGUUUUUUUUCCCCUCUCCUUUUCAAAGCAUGCCCAUCUGCAUUUUUCAUUGCAAUAGAAAUCAUGUUGUAGAAACAAUAAACAAGACAUUUAAAGCA
This is a messenger RNA of Dermacentor silvarum, 6891 nucleotides long. Its product is annotated as zinc finger protein 771. The transcript is spliced from 3 exons. Gene Ontology annotation, molecular function: DNA-binding transcription factor activity; RNA polymerase II cis-regulatory region sequence-specific DNA binding. The coding region runs from base 136 to 1347 and encodes 403 amino acids. Gene Ontology annotation, cellular component: nucleus. Gene Ontology annotation, biological process: regulation of transcription by RNA polymerase II. Lineage: Eukaryota; Metazoa; Arthropoda; Arachnida; Ixodida; Ixodidae. The record is from RefSeq and is a predicted model, not a curated record.